CACAAACACCACCAGGCUGUACGAGAACAGAAACACAUCAAAUGGCCUCUUCCACCACCUUCCUUGUUCUCACCGCUGUUCUUGCAUUGCUCUCAUGGCAAGUGAUCGCUUCUGACCCAAGCCCUCUUCAGGAUUUCUGCGUUGCUGACAAGGAGUCCCAUGUGCGUGUCAAUGGAUUUGUCUGCAAAGAUCCGAAGGACGUGAAGGCAGAUGACUUCUUCCUAGCAGCCAACCUCGACAAGCCAAGGGACACGACAAUGAGCAAGGUUGGGUCCAAUGUCACCUUGAUCAAUGUCAUGCGGCUCCCCGGACUCAACACCCUCGGAAUCUCCUUGGCACGCAUUGACUACGCUCCACUAGGCGAAAACCCUCCUCACACGCACCCCCGUGCAACGGAGAUCCUAACAGUGCUGGAGGGAACACUCUAUGUUGGAUUUGUGACAUCAAACCAAGAUAACAAGUUGUUCACAAAGAUGCUCAACAAGGGCGACGUGUUCGUAUUCCCUGAGGGGCUCAUCCACUUCCAGUUCAACCCUUGCCCUGACAAGCCAGCAGUUGCAAUUGCUGCACUUAGCAGCCAGAACCCUGGCGCUAUUACCAUUGCCAAUGCUGUUUUUGGAUCAAAGCCACCAAUCUCGGAUGACGUUCUAGCCAAGGCAUUUCAAGUGGAGAAGAAGACUGUAGACUGGCUGCAAGCUCAGUUCUGGAGCGACAAUCACAACUAAAUUGAUUGCAUAUAGUAUCCAUACAAAAUAUUCUAUUGUUUUCAUUUUUCUUGAUUUGUAUUAGUUCUUGGUUCAACAUUGCAAUAAAUAUGUGACCAGAAGAUCAUUUGCUA
Panicum hallii is the source of this 838-nucleotide messenger RNA. Its product is annotated as germin-like protein 12-2. The coding region runs from base 42 to 725 and encodes 227 amino acids. Gene Ontology annotation, cellular component: cell wall. The transcript is spliced from 2 exons. Lineage: Eukaryota; Viridiplantae; Streptophyta; Magnoliopsida; Poales; Poaceae. Gene Ontology annotation, molecular function: manganese ion binding. The record is from RefSeq and is a predicted model, not a curated record.